Molecule: messenger RNA, 1170 nt
Organism: Nematocida major
Lineage: Eukaryota; Fungi; Microsporidia
Exons: 1
Coding region: 1-1170 (389 amino acids)
Source: RefSeq, a predicted model, not a curated record
AUGAGGUAUUUGGAAAGCAUGCCGCUUACUAGCGGAGUGAGGGUUGGCGAGCACAUACUGAUAGGCGGCGGAGGCGGAAAUCCGAUUUUUGGCUUCCCCAACAGAAUGUCUCUUUUGGACAGCGACUUUAAUGUUGUGUGCGAGAAGAGCGUGAAGGAGGUAAUUGUGUCGAUUCGGGUGCACUGCGGCGCGUAUGCUAUUGUGGAGUACCCCAGCUCGCACGACCUUUUCACGGUGGAAAGCGGGCAGAUAAAAGGGCCAGUGCCUCUUCCCGCGGGGAUAGUCUCUCCUGUGAUUGUGGGGGAGUUUCUGUACUAUGUUCGAGACGGGAGGGUUUUAAAGGCAAGUGUGCGGGGGCUGGUGCAGGCGUGCGAGUCCUCCGAGAGCCAUGUUUCUGCAAGCCGGUCAAACAGCGACGACGGCGCGGAGGUGCAGGGAGGCUCCGACGCGGAAACUCUCUCGCGGGCAUCGGACUCUGCAGUGCAGCAGCCAGCGAAAGAUCAAGGCAGCGAUCUUUCUGCGAGUCUUUCCGGGGAGGGUGCCGGCGAAAAGAAGAGCUAUGUGGACGCGCAUAGCGAGCCGGUUGAGCUUGCUUCUGGCGUGAGUGUUCGGUCUCUGUACACGGACGGGGACUCGCUUCUGUAUCGGACGUGCAAAAACGACGUUCCGCUUCUGCACACGGAGAGCGGCCGGGCUGUGAUGCUGGAUGGGGCUGUGAGCAGCUACAGCAUGAACAAGUCUUUUGCGCAUAUUAUUCAGCUUGGCGGCGAUGAGUCGCUGGUCACGAUGACGCACAAGGGAAGCACGUGGAGUGUGCUGGAGCCCAUGUGUGUGACGGUGCACUCGACGGGAGACGGGUCUUUCUACGUGGGCACUGGGCUGGGCGAUGUUAUUUCGUACAAGUGCGGGCGAGAGAUGUGGCGCAAGCGAAUUUUCAAGUCUCCUGUUUCGAGCAUUUCCAGCCAAAAGGGGGCUCUCUUCUGCACGUGCAUAAACGGGCUUCUUUCGCGGGUUUCGCGGGAGGGCGCUGCUCGGCAAAUUUUAAAGAGCGGGCUGUUCUAUGUCGGGGUUUCUGCGUGUGUGGGGGCUGCCGGGUACUAUGCACGGGCGCAGGCGCAGAGCCUCCUUUCGCAGGCCUCUCUCUAUGCGCAGGCGCUUUUCAGCGGGUAA